Molecule: messenger RNA, 1917 nt
Organism: Perognathus longimembris pacificus (Pacific pocket mouse)
Lineage: Eukaryota; Metazoa; Chordata; Mammalia; Rodentia; Heteromyidae
Gene: Ppp2r2b
Product: protein phosphatase 2 regulatory subunit Bbeta
Exons: 10
Coding region: 203-1753 (516 amino acids)
Biological process (GO): peptidyl-serine dephosphorylation
Cellular component (GO): protein phosphatase type 2A complex; cytosol
Molecular function (GO): protein phosphatase regulator activity; protein binding
Source: RefSeq, a predicted model, not a curated record
GAGUUUGAGCUGCAUGCAGAAAUGUAAGGCAGUGCUUCCUGGCGCUGAUGGCAAAAUGGGACCCAUCUCCGGUUCUGCCACGGGCUGCCCAGCUUUGCAAACCUGGGAGAGAACCGACAGAAACAGAGUGGCGAUGUAGCCAGCUUUAAAGGCCGAGAGAAUCCCGAUGGAUUCAGCAGACUGGUUUUCGAUUUAGAGUCUUAUGUUUUCCUUGGAAGAUGAAAUGCUUCUCUCGCUACCUGCCUUACAUCUUCAGACCUCCGAACACCAUCCUCUCUUCCAGCUGCCACACGGAAGGCUCGGACCAUGGCGCAGCCCCGCCGGCUCCCGCGCCGCCCUCUCCCGUGAGCCGGGCCGCGGGCGGGGAUCAUGGAGACUUGUCUGCCGGCUUGUGGUUCCCACGCACGCGAGCCCGCCCUCAAUGGAGGAGGACAUUGAUACCCGCAAGAUCAACAACAGUUUCCUGCGCGACCACAGCUAUGCGACCGAAGCUGACAUUAUCUCUACGGUAGAAUUCAACCACACGGGAGAAUUACUAGCGACGGGGGACAAGGGAGGUCGGGUUGUAAUAUUUCAACGAGAGCAGGAGAGUAAAACUCAGGUUCAUCGUAGAGGCGAAUACAAUGUUUACAGCACAUUCCAGAGCCAUGAACCCGAGUUCGAUUACCUGAAGAGUUUAGAAAUAGAAGAAAAAAUCAAUAAAAUAAGAUGGCUUCCUCAGCAGAACGCAGCUUACUUUCUUCUGUCUACUAAUGAUAAAACUGUGAAGCUAUGGAAGGUCAGCGAGCGGGACAAGCGGCCAGAGGGCUACAACCUGAAAGAUGAGGAGGGCCGGCUGCGGGACCCCGCCACCAUCACCACGCUGCGGGUGCCGGUCCUGAGACCCAUGGACCUGAUGGUGGAGGCCACGCCGCGCCGAGUGUUUGCCAACGCGCACACGUAUCACAUCAACUCCAUAUCCGUCAACAGCGACUACGAGACCUACAUGUCCGCCGACGACCUGAGGAUCAACCUGUGGAACUUCGAGAUCACCAAUCAGAGCUUCAACAUCGUGGACAUCAAGCCGGCCAACAUGGAGGAGCUCACCGAGGUGAUCACGGCGGCCGAGUUCCACCCGCACCACUGCAACACCUUCGUGUACAGCAGCAGCAAGGGGACCAUCCGGCUGUGCGACAUGCGGGCCUCGGCCCUGUGCGACCGGCACACCAAGUUUUUUGAAGAGCCGGAAGAUCCGAGCAACCGAUCGUUUUUCUCCGAAAUCAUCUCUUCGAUUUCGGAUGUGAAGUUUAGCCACAGUGGGAGGUAUAUCAUGACCAGGGACUAUCUGACCGUGAAAGUCUGGGAUCUCAACAUGGAAAAUCGUCCCAUCGAGACUUACCAGGUUCAUGACUACCUCCGAAGCAAGCUCUGCUCCCUCUACGAAAACGACUGCAUUUUCGACAAAUUCGAGUGCGUCUGGAACGGGUCAGACAGCGUCAUCAUGACCGGUUCCUACAACAACUUCUUCAGGAUGUUCGACCGCAACACCAAGCGGGACGUGACCCUGGAGGCCUCGCGGGAAAACAGCAAGCCCCGCGCCAUCCUGAAGCCCCGGAAGGUGUGCGUGGGGGGCAAGCGGCGCAAGGACGAGAUCAGCGUGGACAGUCUGGACUUUAGCAAGAAGAUCUUACACACGGCCUGGCAUCCCUCCGAAAACAUCAUCGCGGUGGCAGCUACGAAUAACCUCUAUAUAUUCCAGGACAAGGUGAACUAGAAGGACGCGCGAUGACCGAACCUCGCCCUACCGAAUGCCAGGCAGGAGGAGUUCUUCAGUAUCUCCUGGGGUCUUCAUCCCGAGGCAUCGACUUGACCUCCCCCGUGCAUACGAUAACGAUUGGGGUAGGAUUCAAAGGAGUUCAACGUCCCCAGCACCCCCCA